AUGGAGAGCCAGAAUGACUAUCUUCGGCAGUGGCAACUGCGCACUGAGGAGUAUCUCAUACUGCUACUAGACAGAGAAGCACCACCCAUCGGCCGUGCAUGUGUCAUCUGUGAGCAGGCUGGUGUCUUCAGGUAUCAUUGUUGCUUGGGAGAACCAUUUUAUUGCUCCAACUGCUGCCGGACUGCGCACAGAAGAUUGCCAUUUCAUCACAUUUCUGAAUGGAAUGGAACAUACUUUGAGGAGUCCUCCCUAACAAAGGCUGGCCUAGAAUUUUAUCUUGGCCACGGCGGCGAGCCAUGCCUGAGCGAUCCAGACAUUCUCACUGGUGAUGUCUUUGACUGGGUUGAGACAGAUGAUCAGAUUGACCCAGACGACAUACCCCCCGAGACUGUUAUGACAUGGGUUUCUGAUACGAAGGCCACAACGAUAGUAGACAAGACUGGGAUACACUUGCUCAUCUUGAGGUACUGUCAAUGCCCGAACUCUCUCAGUCCAGAUAGGCAGCUCUUUCAGAUGGGUAUGUUCCCAGCAUCCUUCACCCACCCAAAGACAGCCUUUACGUUUGCGGGAUUGGACAACUAUCUCCUUGACAAUCUGGAAUGCGGGACAUCGGCCAUGAAUCAUUUUAGCAAGUUGAGACGAAUGGCAUCCAGUGUUUUCCCUCAUAUCAUUCCAGUAAAAAUGAUGAGAGUUUCGAGACAAUGGCGGCAGCUAAAGUCUCUGAAAUGGAAUGGCUUUGGGCAUGAAGUACAAAAACCAAAAUCGGGGGAACUGGCCCUGUUUUGCGCCACAUGCCCACAGCCAGGGAUUAAUAUGACUCUCCCGGAAACAGAUUCGGCCAGCCGAGAUCCUAAUAACACUUGGUUAUAUACCCAAUCGUUAGUCAUGGAUGGCAAUUUCAAGGCUGAACAUUUGCAUAUGGCAAAUCCCAAUGAUGAAGUUUGGUUAAUGGAUGGUCAGGGCUUCAUGGUGGGCAAAGACCAAUACAAACUUCAUCUUGACCAGGCCAAGGACCACAUUGAACAGUCGGACUGUAACAAUCACAAGGCAGUCAAUCUAGCCAAUGCAUCCAGGCACAAACUUGAAGCAACUGGAAUUGAUGGUUGUGCAUGUGCCCAGCACGGCUGCUUUGUUCCUCACUCAAUGGUAGAUUUCCAAAAGGGAGAACGGCAAAUGAAUAUGGAUUAUGCGCUUUGCCAAGCACUGAAUUAUAAUACUGCCGGAAUCACAUGUGCUCUGACCUUUUACAAUGUUAACUGUCAAUACAAUAAGAAUCUCAGGAGCCAAGUAGGCCAAAGUCCCUAUUUAGGGAUGCCAGUCGAUAUCAACAUCACACCAGGAAUCGGCCUGUGGCACGUUUAUGGACAUCAAGAAAGCUGUGUUGUACGCUACGCAUCCAAUUUCAUUCCUGGUGCUGCGAGAAUCAAUGGAGAGAUAAUGGAAACAUUGUGGUCGCCCCUGAAUAUUAUCUCACCAUCGGCCUGUGGCAUGUCGACUCCUCACCGAAAGGAGUGCUUGGAUUACUAG
Suillus fuscotomentosus is the source of this 1527-nucleotide messenger RNA. RefSeq lists its product as uncharacterized. The record is from RefSeq and is a predicted model, not a curated record. The transcript has 3 exons. NCBI's taxonomy places the organism in Eukaryota, Fungi, Basidiomycota, Agaricomycetes, Boletales, Suillaceae. Bases 1 to 1527 code for a protein of 508 amino acids.